This is a messenger RNA of Phasianus colchicus (ring-necked pheasant), 7437 nucleotides long. RefSeq names its product kelch like family member 18 (gene KLHL18). Lineage: Eukaryota; Metazoa; Chordata; Aves; Galliformes; Phasianidae. The record is from RefSeq and is a predicted model, not a curated record. Gene Ontology annotation, molecular function: protein binding.
UGCUCUGGGCUCUAUUCCCUUAUAUGAAGACAAAUAUUUUUAGCACUCCAUGUAGACAUUGAACCUGAAGCGUUAGCAGAAACCACGCGUUUCUGCACUGAGCUUUGUGCUCGGCUUCCUUGUGCAAAGCAAGCAAGCUGAUUUCACAGCAUGCUUGCACUGCUUUCAUUUACUUCCCCUAACAGAAAGCCACCAGCUUAAUUCCUACAAUGUCCUCUCUGAGUCUGGAGUGCCAAUACCAUGCCAGGUCAGGAAAGAAGUGUGUUUUUAAAAUGAUCUUUGAAGCGGAGGGCUUGGGAGACAUCUCAGUUCUGCAGUGUAUUGUCACAAAAACAAUAGAUGCAUUUAGUACACCUACACCAUUUUUCAAUGGAGAAAGCUUCAUUGUGCCCUGGAACUAGUUAGGAUUUCGUGGGAAUGUAAGGGAGAACGUGCCUUCUGUUAAUCAGCUAGAGAAAGGGAGUUCUGUCUCAUCUGUGGUUAGAAGGAUGCUUUGCAAGCAGCAGUUCUGUUCAACAGAACUAUAUUCUGCCAAUACAUAAGGCAGUGUAUUUUGCCUUAAAAGAAAGGCCCUGGUUCUUAUAUUGUAGGAGAGAGAGUGUAUCAUAGAAUGGCAGAAUGGCUUGGCUUGGAAGGGACCUUAAAGGUCAUCUCAUUCCAACCCAUGUUGUGGGCUGGUUACCUCGCACCAGCUCAGGCUGCUCAGGACCCCAUCCAGCCUGGCCCUGAGCACUUCCAGGGAUGGAGCAACCACAGCUCUCUGGGUAGCCUGGAUGCAGCACUCUCAGUGCUCAGAACUCAGGAAGUUCUUCUCCCAGUCUGUACUCGGAGCUCUUAUUGCUCUGACCCAACACUUUGCACUUGGCACUGUUGAACCUCAUGAAGCUGUUGUGCAUCCACUUCUCAAGGCUGUGCAGGUCCCUCUGGAUGGCAUCCCUCCCUUCUUAUUGCCUCGACUGCACCACUCAGCUUGGUAUUGCCUGCAAACUUGCUGAGGGUGCACUCGAUCCCAUCGUUUAUGUCAUUGAUAAAGAUGUUGAGGAGCACUGGUACCAAGAUGAGCCCCUGGGGGAUGCCACUCAUGACUGCCCUCCGUCUGGAUACAGAGCCACUGACCACAGCUCUAUGACUGCAACCAUGGUAACUCUUUAUCCACUGACUAGUCCACCCUUCCAACUCAUAUCUCUCCAAUUUAAUUGUGUGGGACUAUGUCAAAAGCCUUGCAGGAGUCCAGGUAGACUUGCUUUUCCUUGGUCAACUGAUGCCAGCACUAAAAAGCCAACAGACAAAUACAGUGUUUUGUGAUUACUUCAACAGGAAUGCUCUAUUCCCAACCCCAUCACAGGUGCUGCCACAAAACGAUCUGUCACUGCCAAUGAGAGCUUCCCCAUUCAGCUCAGAGCUGAAGCUCCCCACUGAGAUCCUGCUUUAGAUGCCCGUCCUGUGAUGCUGCAGAGUGAGGGAAGCUGAAUGCUGAGUGCCAGCCUGGUGUACAGAAGCAUCUCAGUGGUUGGUCUGUGCCAUUAGGUAGGCAAAGAGACCCUGUUAGCAGAAGGGAGUGCUGCUGCAGGAGGUGCCAGCUGUCCCUUGGCACCACGCUGCCUUUUGGAAAGGGUUUUUUGUCCUCUGGAGCGUGUGCAGCUGUAUGGAAACACAAAACUAAAAGCAAAACCAUUCCUUUGAACAGAAAGGGCAGUCAGCUCCAAAGGCAGCUGAGUGAGAACUGCUCUGUAAAAUCAAAACAAGAACUGAACAGGCAAUCCCUCUGCAGCACGAGUGCUUGGCAAUGACAGGAAUGGGGUUACUCAAUCCAAGAGAGCCUUUUUUGCCUUUUUUUUAAAUGUUCUGCUGGUGCAGGCAGGGCUGUGAUGGAUUUGGAGCAAGUGGAAACCUGCUGGUGGACAGAAGUUGGACUUGAUGAUCCAUGAGUCCUUCCAACUUGGGUUAUUCAGUGAUUCUAUGAAAGGAAGAGGCAAGGAGAGCAUAAAUUGUCAUCAAGCUGCAGUGUGACUCCAUUGGGUGGACAACGCAUGUAGGAGAGCUGAAUGCUUCUGUGUUCAGAGGGGAGGGAGAUGGCUAGUCUUUGGAGAUGGGAAGCACUUUCUGAAUCAUAAGAGGCAAGCAUGAAUUGAGAGGGCAUGUGCUGUGUUCAUCCUCAGAAGUAUUUUUCACCUCACACAGGAAAAACAGGUAUUGCCAUUUGCCUGCAGCGAGAAGUUGAGCUGUUCCUUCAGGACUUGUCAUUAAGCACUGAUGGUACAAACAUAAUGAUGGAUUCUGGACUGGAGAUCCCUGCUCAUAAAUCACCUCAAGGGCCUUCUAUCAUUGCAUGAGCAAGUUAAAAAAAUAAUAAAUAAAAAUUGCAAGUCUUAUCUUGCACAGCACCUCUUGGCUGGUGACGAUGGCAGCACGCAGCUGGCCCAGCUAUUUGCUGAUGCAGCCACAGAGCUCCCAUCCUCCCUUUCCCCUGCUAAAACAGCAAAAAUGAUUCCCUUUUUCACACAGCUUGUUUCUGUUUUAUUUCCCUGACCCACAAAGUCAGCACGAGGGAAGUGUGGAUGGGGAUGCAGGGCUCAGCUCUGUGUGGGGACGCAAGGUUUCUCUUGCAGCAAUUAGAACCAGCUCUGAUGAGCUCACAGCCCGCCUUGCUGGUUCAGGAUCAUCCCAAUGUUCUCACUCUGUUAAAUGGAGCAUUCAUUCCAUAGGGUGAAACCCUUUCCUUAAAGAAGGGUGAAACCCAACCAGGGAACACGCCUGUCCCUGGGAGCUGCCGAGUGGAUGGGUGGUGCUGCCCAGGACAAGGUGUUUCUUCCCUGUGAUGAUACAGCUCUCAUUAACCCAGCUGGAAUCUUGCUGUGUGACUGUAAGUGAUGGCUUCUGCAAUAACCAGGUGCAUUAUUUCUAGGGAGGCAUUGCAUCGUGUGAUGGAACUGUGGCUGCACAUCCCCGAAGUUGUGCCACCCUUGGGAUCGGAGCGCAGGGAUUUGCUUGGAGAGCACAGCUCUGCACAAAUGCUCAAGCAUUGCUACAAUCUGUUGUAAUUGCACCUGGAGGAUAAAGUUUUUCACAAAUUGUGUUUGUGUAGAAGUGAGAUUCAAUUCAGAUGUUCUUGCACCCUUCAGUGGUUGCUCAGGCACAUUCUGCACUGCUCAGCUGGAAGCUCUCAUUCAAACCCAGCCAGAACUUCAGAGCCCUGCUAACCCAACAUCAGUGCUGCAGUUGGGCUUGAGCCAUGCUGUGGUGCAGCACUUGCUGCUGUAGCUCUAUUAGAGCUGAUUCCUCCCUCCCUCCCUCCUAAGGAGCACCAUCUUCAUCUGCCAAGCUAAAAAGCCAUCUCAUUCCUGCCUCCUUCUGCAUCGUAGUCAGUUGCCACAGUCAUCUCCUGUAGGGUGAAGUUAGCAGAGCAGGGAGAGAAGGGGAAAGUCCCAUCUCUUGCUUACACGUGUUGUGCAGUGCUCGGUUCCUCUUUCUUUUUUUUGAAUGCUGGGGAUUUUGCUUUCUAAACUCCCAGGAAGUCAUAUUUACAGAGUGCAGUAGAUCUGGGCUUAACGGAACACACAAGGCACUGGGUUUGAUUUAAGCAUAAAACCCCAAACACAAGUAGCAUUUCUGCUAAUAAGCUCCUGGACAUGAAAGGGCAACAAAGCUUUUUGCAGUGAGGUGCAUAGGAGAACAGAAGGAUUCUUGGCUGACCUGGAGAGCAGAGCACCCGCUGCGCCAGCUUGUUUGUCCUGCUGAAACAAAGCUCAAAAGGGAAAACCUUGCUGAAGUAGGAGAAAAAGACAGUUCUGUACAAGCUCAGAUAGGUGUAGACUAGCCUGAGUCAGGUUACUGUGGAAAUUAGGAGAAAAAUAACAACUCUGACCUAAUGAAGAGGAGUCAUCAGAACAAAGAUUGGUGUAAUUUUGCAGUGAGUAAAAUCUUUUCAGCAUCUGCAGUGAGAAGUGGAAUUGGAGAUGCAAGAACCUCUCCUUCUUUCAAACCUCUCUCCAUGAAGGCUUUUAGAGGAUAUAAAUGUGAGCUGGUGCAGCAGAUCCUAUGUAGGCUGAAAGGAGAUGAAGUUCUGGUAAAGGUGGGGGACCAUAAAUUCAGCGCUCACCGGAUCGUGCUGGCAGCUUCCAUCCCCUACUUCCAUGCCAUGUUCACCAAUGACAUGAUGGAGUGCAAGCAGGAUGAAAUUGUCAUGCAGGGGAUGGAUCCCAGCGCACUUGAGGCUCUGAUCAACUUUGCCUACAACGGACACCUGGCGAUUGACCAGCAGAACGUGCAGUCUUUGCUGAUGGGAGCCAGCUUCCUGCAGCUGCAGAACAUCAAGGAUGCCUGCUGCACCUUUCUCAGAGAGAGGCUUCACCCAAAGAACUGCCUGGGCGUGCGGCAGUUUGCAGAGACGAUGAUGUGCGCAGUGCUCUACGAUGCUGCCAACAGCUUCAUUCACCAGCACUUCGUGGAGGUAUCCAUGUCUGAGGAGUUUCUGGCACUGCCUUUUGAGGAUGUCCUGGAGCUCGUUUCUCGGGAUGAGCUCAACGUGAAGUCUGAAGAGCAGGUGUUUGAAGCUGCACUAGCAUGGAUACGUUAUGAACGAGACCAGAGAGAGCUGUUCCUGCCUGAACUCCUCUCCAAAAUCCGCCUGCCCCUUUGUCGGCCUCAGUUUCUCACUGAUAGAGUGCAACAAGACGACCUGGUGCGCUGCUGCCACAAAUGCAGAGAUCUAGUGGAUGAAGCAAAAGAUUAUCACCUCAUGCCAGAGCGUCGACCACACCUCCCAGCAUUCAAGACCCGUCCUCGGUGCUGUACAUCGAUUGCAGGACUGAUUUAUGCUGUUGGAGGACUUAACUCAGCAGCAAAUUUUUAUGCAGGUGACUCUCUGAACGUGGUGGAAGUCUUUGACCCCAUUGCCAACCGCUGGGAGAAGUGCCAGCCGAUGACGACGGCACGGAGCCGUGUUGGUGUGGCCGUGGUGAAUGGGCUGCUCUACGCCAUCGGGGGGUACGACGGGCAGCUGAGGCUGAGCACUGUGGAGGUGUACAACCCUGAGAUGGAUUCCUGGUCCAAAGUGGAAAGCAUGAACAGCAAAAGAAGUGCGAUGGGAACGGUGGUGCUGGAUGGGCAGAUCUACGUUUGUGGCGGAUAUGAUGGAAACUCCUCGCUCAACUCCGUGGAAUCCUAUUCUCCAGAAACAAACAAGUGGACAGUGGUGACCCCCAUGAGCUCCAACCGCAGCGCUGCUGGUGUCACUGUGUUUGAGGGCAGGAUCUAUGUGUCGGGAGGGCACGACGGCCUGCAGAUCUUCAACAGUGUGGAGUACUACAACCAACACACGGCCACCUGGCACCCUGUGGCCAGCAUGCUCAACAAGCGCUGCCGUCACGGAGCAGCCUCACUGGGAAGCAAGAUGUUUGUCUGCGGGGGUUACGACGGCUCUGCCUUCCUCAGCAUGGCUGAAGUGUACAGCUCUGUGGCAGAUCAGUGGUAUCUGAUUGUCCCCAUGAACACCCGGCGGAGCCGAGUGUCCCUGGUUGCAAACUGUGGCCGCCUCUACGCCGUUGGGGGUUAUGAUGGACAGUCCAACCUCAGCUCGGUUGAGAUGUACGACCCGGAGACCAACCGUUGGACGUUCAUGGCCCCGAUGGUCUGCCACGAGGGGGGGGUCGGUGUGGGCUGCAUCCCUCUGCUGACCAUCUGAGGAGGCAGCAGUGAGGAGCUGUCUUGUAAGCGACAAUCGUGGGAGAGCUCCAGCCGGCGUUUCCCGCUCUGAUAGCCAGAGAGAUCCAUCUCCAGGUGCUCAAACACACACAAAACUUGACACGACCACCCCCACCCUUGGCUCUUGGGCUGAGGCUCCAGAAGGAUCAACGUUUUUUGAACUACAGUGCGAGUGUGAAUGUGCUGCUAUGAGCAAGGAGCUGCCCUCCUCCUGCUUUUGCCUCUGCACAGCCCCACAGCUGAGCAAAUCCUUCCUCUCCCCAACAGCACUGAGCCAUGUUGGCUAUGCUUUGGCCAAUGCUGGGAAGUGUUGUUGUGGGUUGGGAGGGAACAUUCCUAAUUGCGACACAGAACGGUUGCUUCCAUGACUUGAAGAUCACCUGUACACCUGUCAGCAGCAAGGACCCCAGUAUCCCAAGAGUUUGAUCAGCAGUGGUUUUUUUGGGUUGUUUCAGCUUAAUGCUGGCCACGUUGAGAUCUUACCCAGUCUACCAAAGCAGGCAGAACCUACCAAUGUAGGCCCAUAAGUCAUAUCCAGGCUCUGCAAGUUCGGGUGCUUCUUGCACAAGUCACUGCUGGCUUCUCCAAAUGCUUUCUUCAGCUUAGAUGGGGAAAAUUUCUCCACAAGAGCCACACGAUGGAGAAACUGGGAGGAGAAAAAGUCAGUUAAACCAUCGGAGCGUUUUAGCAAACAUUGGAGGAAGAAUGCCAAAGGUCAACCACACUAAGCAACAGCCUUGGGAUUUCAACAGAGGAGGCAAACCAAGGUGUUAAUUAUCAGGAUACCCCUUAAUGGUCAAUAGAUGUCACCAAAAAUAAGCUUUGGCUUUUCUACGUUGGUAUGUAAGAGGCAGCUGAUACAGAGUGGCCAGGAUCUUUAAGGAGGAGAGGGAUCACUGCCUCUGUUUCUAACAGCACUGGAGAUCUGUGGCUGUGUUGGGGCAGCUGCAAUUCAGCUCUGGGGAGCAGAGAAAUCUGCAGCAGCAUCCCUGCAAGGCACUGGUGGGAAACCACACUUCCCCAGCGUGUGUGAGAUCAACGUCUUGGGGUUUUUGUGCUGGGAAAGGUCUUGGCAAUGUGCUUAUUUCAUGGCAGCCACGCAAGGAAACUUCCUGUGGCCAAACUGUGGCAGGGCUGCAGGUGCUGCCCCAUGUCCCUGCUUGUCCCGUUGGGCUCAGCACCACUUCCAGCCCUUCCUUUGCUAUUUUCAACCCUACCCACUGCAGCCAAAGGGAGCUGCUGCUGCUGGCUUGGUCCUCCCCAGAACCAAACCCACCAAGCACCACUUGCCUGCAUCAGCCCUCCAGCAUUCCCCUGCAUGAAUGUGAAUGGUGAGAGCCACAGCUCCCUGCCCACCAGCACAGCCACAGGGCAGGGAGCCCCUCAACACUACGCCCACUGCAGGCAGCGGGGGGCUCAAUGCUGCCCUGUGUUUCCAGGAGCUUUGGUGUCCCCCCACCCAAACCCAUGCUUCUCCUUCAUAGCUGACUCCCAGCUCGGGAUUUUAACUUUGGGUGUAUAUGUGGAUGUCUAUAUAUUCAGGUACUGUGUAUAUUUUAGCUAUAUAUAAUGAGCAUAUCUGGCUAUAAAUGUGGUUUGUCAGUAUGUAUUUCCUCUGUGUACAUACAUCAGUGGAUGGGUUCACUUGGUGAAUUCAUUGUGAGGUUUCCGUGCUGCUAAGACACUUUAAAAAGGAAAAACAAAACAAAACACGAGUAUUGCAAUGGAAAUGAA